Ambispora leptoticha is the source of this 1527-nucleotide messenger RNA. NCBI's taxonomy places the organism in Eukaryota, Fungi, Glomeromycota, Glomeromycetes, Archaeosporales, Ambisporaceae. The record is from the annotation of a GenBank genome assembly.
AUGUUGAAGUUUGGUUUAAAAUUUCUGCAAGGAAGAUCAAAAGAGGGGAAAAACCUUAACGCUGAUGGUAAACCGGAACUUCCAGCUUUUGAGUGGCUAGUUUCUACUGAUGGAGGCCCAAACCUGGGUGAUUGUAUCACAGAGGUGACCACAACAGAGACACCACCUGUUGAUGAUGUUCCAGAAAUUUCAUCACAACGUAAUUCUGUUGUAAUGGAGAAGGCUAUCAAUGUCAACCCAACCAGAGUCAAGAGAAGUUCAACGCAUAGUGAAUCAGGAAAAAUCCGAUUAUUGAACAUAAUUGAGAAUGAAUCGUCGCGCACGAAAUUCCGCGAAUAUCUGGUAUCACAAUAUUGUGAUGAGAAUCUGGACUUUUACAUGGAUGUCUCGCGAUUUCGAGAAAUGUUUAAUGCGUCGUCGGAUACUUUUCCGUAUACUGAUUCCGAAGAAAUUACUACGUUCGCUGUACAUAUAUUUGAAACGUAUUUGGAUGAGGAUAAAUCGUCGAAACCGUUGAAUGUUCCGCAGGAUAUGAAGACAGUUUGUCAGCGACGAAUUGAAACGAAUAAAUACAUGGCAGAUAUAUUUGAUAAGCUACAACAACAUUGUUUCGAUUUAAUGGUUCAAGACUCAUUACCGAAAUUCCUGAGAAAUUCAUUAGCAGGAGAUCUUAGCGUUAGUGCCUUAUCGUCGACAUCAUCCUCUUCCUCACAAUGUUCAUCUUCAGUGUCACCCUCGUCACGAUAUUCGCUAUCAUUUAAUUCUGCAUCAUCAUCAUCAUCAUCAUUCACAUCCACAAAGAAUUCAUCUUCGAUAAUAACGACGACGUCGACAAACUCAACGUCGCCAUCUUCAUCUUCCUCAAAUUCCUUCUUGAGACCACCUUCGUUUAGGAGCACGAAACAUCCAAAUUUGAACGAUGAUUCAAAUAAUAUUCUAGUAUCACCACGAAAAUCUCUAUCAUCUAGUGCACUUCGGUCGACAUUCUCAUCAUCCACCGUAAUAAAUUCCUUCUUUGAACAUAAUCACGCCGGUAAAAGAAAUUCAGUAUCAUUUGAACGAUCGAGAUUAAGUCAAGGCGCGUUAUUCGGUGCACCCUUUUCUAUCACGAACCAGCGAAUGUCAUUGGUUGGUGUAUCAAUUAGUAAUAUCACGCGUAGAAUGUUGACACGUCGUCGAGAUUCCAAUUGUUCCGUCUCAAGUCAAGCAUCUUCAAGUGGUUCAAACUCGCCGAGUAAAUGUCUAAGUAUAAUGCCAGGUUCAUAUCCGAGUCUUUCACCCGGGAAUAAACAUGAUUCAGGAUGUGAUGCUAUCGAUCAUGAAGAAUUUAAUGACUGUUCUUUGCGAGUUGACAAUCCCCUUCCGCCCACACCUAAAUCUCCUACGCCACCUCCCAUUCCGCCUAGACUACGACAACCACCUCCAUUACCCCCUCGAAUCACUCAAUUUUCGUCUCAAGUGGUUUAUCUUAGCUCAAAUAUUCUCAACAAGAGUCUUCCUCCUACUCCCGAACAUGUGACCGCAUGA